This is a messenger RNA of Penicillium angulare, 333 nucleotides long. RefSeq lists its product as uncharacterized. The transcript is spliced from 2 exons. The record is from RefSeq and is a predicted model, not a curated record. NCBI's taxonomy places the organism in Eukaryota, Fungi, Ascomycota, Eurotiomycetes, Eurotiales, Aspergillaceae. Bases 1 to 333 code for a protein of 110 amino acids.
AUGCAGAGCGACUUUGGUGGUAUGGAGGUUAUGUAUCCGACCUCGGAAGCGAGUAUAAAGUCCCGGGAUCCACACCAAACCAAACUUGCCGGGUUUGUGGAGCUCGCUCUUAGCUUCCUUAAGGCUCCCGUCUCCACAUUCAAUGUGGAUAUAGUAGUGGAUCUAACCGCCGCCUCGGAUCCGGAAGUCUCAACUCCGUCCACGUUGGGUGACCCUGAACAAACUCCGAAUCCAAAUGGCAAAGUCCAAGCAGAAACAAGCUGGAAUGAUUGGAAAAUUUCGAGAGAACUCUCUAGAGUCCGGCUCGGAAACAUGCCAGCCGGUGUGGGUUGA